AUGGAGAUUUUUACAUUUGAUAAUUGCGAUCAUUCUAAAGAAUUCUAACUCCUUGUUUAAUAUUAUUCAGUCUUUGAUGAAGAUGUAGAAUCAUCAAUCAGAACAAAAUCCAUUGUUGAUUUAUUGGAUGCAGGUUUAGAAAUUUAGGAAAAAUUUCGAAAUAAAGCAAAAUAAGAGAAAUAAACAUAGAAAAAUUUCAAGACACCUUUGGAUUUUCUUAGGGAUUCCUUAAAAAACAAAAUUGAUAACACUCUGUCUUUUUAGUAAAUAUUGAUAUUUUCUAAUCCACAAGUAGUGAAGAAUUUCGGAAAACCAAAAGUAGUUCAUCACAAUGGAGAAUUUUUGUUAGUGGGUGGAUCUUUGGGAAAUAUUCUAUAUUAUUCUUAAUAAUAGAUGGAUAUCAUAAUUUAGUAAUAGAAGAUAGGAGCUGUCACAGCUUUAGACUCAUUAAAUGAAUUAGUGGCUGUUGGGUAUGAGAGUGGAUGGAUUAGCAUAAUAAAUAUGAAAAAAAAGAAGCAUUUAUGUACAUGUUAGAACAUUACUAAAUCGAAAAUAAUAGUGUUGAAAUUCAUUUUUUAAUCUAAGAAAUUUUACAAUGUGGUUACUUCAGAUGAUGUGGGAGUCAUUAGAAUAGUAAAUUUUCGAAAAGGAAUGUUAGGAUUCGAUUAUGAAAUAUAAUUGACAAUACCACGUUAAUAGUUUCCAAUGCUAAACAUUGUAGUGUUGUAUAAAAAUGAAACUAAGGAAUUUAUGGGAGACCUAUAUGAAAAGUCUAGUAGAAUAAUUGGAUUGUGUUCGUUAAGCAAAUUUUACCUUAUCACAGUCUAUAAGGAUGAUGAAAAAAAAUUGAAAUCAAUCAUAGAGAUAGAGAACCCGCAUGUUUCAGCUCCAGAAAAACCUUUCUAUUGCUAUCUGUCUUGUGGUUACGGAGUCUUACCUCCUCCAAAUUAGGAAUAAGAAGAGUAAUGGAAGGAAAAGCGACUAAUAAUUUUACUGUGUUGGAAUUGCCAUAUGUUCAUAUUAAUUAGAAGCCAAGAUUAGGCGAGAUAUAUGACACUUAAACCAUUGAUUUUUAAAUAGCAAAUACAUGCAGCUUAUUUUGUUGAAUAAUCAAUUAUAGAAGUUAUUACUGCAAAUCAAAAUAUAUACUUGUUUAAUACACUUCAUUUGGAAUUGCAUGUGGUUCCAAAAGGAAUAGAAUAAAUCCCAUAUUUCAUUUAAAAAAAGAAUUGGCCUGAUUCACCCUUCACUUCCCUUUAUUAAGUUGAAGUCUUGUGCAAAGAUGAAGGAAUUGCAUACAAAUAAUACCCUUUACAAUAUUAGAUAUAUACGUUAAACAAGCAGACAAGGCAAAUCCAUAUAUUGGUGGAAGGAUCAAUUGUAACAGGCAGUAUAAAUAAUUUAGAAUAAUCUAUUGAUAUUUUUAUAUAGAAUAAAGAUUGGGCUAAGGGAAUGUUAUUGAUUUUGGCUUUGAUGGAUGGAAGUAUGAAAUCCACUCCAAUCAAAUUUAACAUGUAGGUUUUAAAAAAGAAGGUAUUGGAAAUAGCUACUCAUUACAUAAAAGUAGUUUUAGAGGAGAUCAAAACUACACUAGAUAAACAUAAGACCUUGAUUUAUACUCCAACUUCUUUAUUUGGUCAUUAACAAGACGUGGAAAAGGUUAAGACUCUGCUCUCAAUGCUUGUAGACUUCCUUUUGAGAGUUUCAAGUGAUAUCCUAUUUAAUCAAAUAUAUAGCAUCAUAAGGAAGUUCUUAAAUGGAGACAUUAGUAUAAUCUGUAAUGAACUAAGUUUAUAUCUCAAGAAUGGAAAGGUCAAAGUCAUAGAUGCAAAUGAAUAAACUAUAAAUGAAAUCUUGACAUAUUACGUUCAAAAAGGAGAAUAAUAAUGCAUAGAGGCUUUCAUUUAAAAAAUCGAUUACUCAAAAAUUAAUACUGAAUAAUUGAUACAAUUCUGCCUUUUAAAUAAACUAACUACAAGUUUGAGUUAUGUUUGCACAAGGUCUGGGGACUUCCUAACUCCUUUGGCAAAAUUGUGGGGAAUCAUUCAAUAAGAUAUAAAAAAGAAGGAUCCAUCAGUAGUGAUAGAAUAAGGAAAAAGCAUCAUCCAUUAUUUAGAAUAGACUCUACAUAUUGAAUAAUUGAUAAAAGAGAAGUCUGAUUAGAUAUCUUUAUGGUUAUUUGAGGUGCCAACAUUAUUUUUAUUAAUGAGUAUAGAAUUUGGUGGUUGUGUCUAGUUAUGUUACAAGUUUUUUAUACCACCUUAUGAUUAAUUUUUAGAUAAAGAAAGAUUAAAGAAAUAUUAUGUUAAUAUGACUUAAGCAUUUCAAAAAUUAAAGACUAUUAAAGAUUAAAAUGAUUUAAAAUUUCAAUUAACUUAAUUGUAAAUUAAAACAUUGCCAGAUGCAAUUGGUUGGGAUAAGAUGAUCAAUUAAGUUGGUAGAUCCAUCCAAGCAAGCAUUUUAAGUAAGGGGUACACAGAAUAGUUAUAAAAUAAAUAACUAACUGAAUUAUUAUUAGAUUUAGUUAGCGAACAUAGACAUUUGAUAUUUUUACCACUUUAAUGCUUACCUUUGCCUAAUAUUUUACAUAAUGAUGAACCCACUCUCAAAUAUUGUUUGAUUUAUGCAUACAACUAAUUUAUAAUCAAUUUAUUUAAGAAAUACACAUCAGUUGAUAAAGAAGAUAUUUUAAAUUCGAUGGCAUCAGAUGGAUAAUUUGAUUGGGUCAAAAUGUAUUUAAAUGAGGAACUUAAAAGUUAUAGUAGAGCUUUGGAUUUCAGAAUCAAAAUCAAGAAUCAAUUACAACAAUUUAAUAUCUAAGUGAAAUUUGAAAUCUUUACUUGGAUUUCCAAAAUCUUAUCAAGAGACCCUCCAAUUCCACAAAUUGACUCUUUUAGAGAUAGAAUUCUACAUCACAUUGGAUCAUUGGUUUCAUAUAGUGCUAUUCAUACUAGAUCAUUGAUUUCUAAAUAUUUUUAAGCCAAUGACAUCAGCAUUCUCAAUAAGAUGGGGGAAUUGCCUAAGUUAUAGUUAGAAUAUCUAGAAUAAAUAAUGUAAGUUGAUAGAAAAUAGUAUUAAUCUAAUACAGAUUUGUUAAAGCUUUAUAUAAAAUUACUCUGUUAAAUUAAACCUGAGAAAGUUUUAAAGGAACUACAAGAAUAAGAAUAUCCUUUAGAUGAUAUAAUUGGAGUAUUAAAAUAAUAUCCUGUUCCUGAUGCUUUGGUAUAUUUGCUUGAAAGAUCAGGGGCAAUUACGGAAGCAAUCAGCGUAAAAUUAGACGAUUUUAUUUAAAAAAUACAAUAGAAAGCAUUUUUAAGCAAAAGUGAGUUUUAUUUGUAUUUUUUGGAAAUUUGCAACAUUUGCUUUAGGAAUAAGAAACUAGAUGAAUUGGAUGAAUCCUGGGAUAUGGUGACUUAAUGCAUUUUGGAACUGUCACAAAAUAGAUAUACGCCAUAACCUUACCCAUCCUAUUUAGAGGAAUAUAUUCCAUUGUUGUUGAAGAAGUGGGCAGAAUGUAGUCAUUUAGAUGCAUUUCUUCAUAAAAUUACAACUAAAUAUAUGAGGUUAAGUUCGGCUAAACUUAAAAUGACAUUUUUAUCGAUGUAUACACAUAUCAAUUUCUCUACUACCGUUUAUACGAAAUUGGUCGAUAUCAAUUUUAUUAAAUGCGUUCAAAACAUGAGAACUUUAGUUCAUUUGUAAUUGAAAGGAUAAGGCUAUUUACCAGGUUGUUAUUUAUGUUAUAAUUAUUAUGAUUAUGAUUAAUAACUUCAGCCAAUAAUAGUAUUAGCUUGUGGUCACACCUUCCAUUUUAAUUGUCUGAACCUAGAUGAGAAGGCUCAGUAUCAUUGUCCAGUUUGUUUGAAGAGUCCAAGAAUUGCAAUUGUUCAUUUGCUUCACCAAUUAAAAUCAAAAAAGUAUUUACUUAAGUCUGAAAAUUAAUAAUAAUAAUAAAAUAUAAGGAAUUAAAAUCCUUUGGUUGUGAACAUCAUUAAGCAAGGAUAGAAGAAGCAGUAGGAAAUAGAUUAGAAUUUGAAAUUUACUCAAAAUGAAAGUGAGGAUGACAUUAAGAGAAUGAAAUAGAUGGAGAAGUUAAAAAAGUUUGAAUAGUAAAAAUUGAAUCGAUUGGAAAGAAUUUGUUAAGGAGUUAUGCCAUAUUGA
Paramecium tetraurelia is the source of this 4161-nucleotide messenger RNA. RefSeq lists its product as uncharacterized. The record is from RefSeq and is a predicted model, not a curated record. Gene Ontology annotation, molecular function: protein binding. The transcript is spliced from 4 exons. Gene Ontology annotation, cellular component: HOPS complex; late endosome. Gene Ontology annotation, biological process: endosomal vesicle fusion; protein targeting to vacuole. Lineage: Eukaryota; Ciliophora; Oligohymenophorea; Peniculida; Parameciidae.